Molecule: messenger RNA, 649 nt
Organism: Botrytis porri
Lineage: Eukaryota; Fungi; Ascomycota; Leotiomycetes; Helotiales; Sclerotiniaceae
Exons: 2
Coding region: 161-445 (94 amino acids)
Source: RefSeq, a predicted model, not a curated record
UUGUUUUCCAAAGCAGAUAAGUUAGUAAUUUUCUCCUCCUCACAUUAAUAAUUUCCCCUCAUUUCAUAUCCACAAAACCCCACACUAUUGUGAGGACUUCACACCGUACCAAGAGUUAUUCUCUCCAAUCUCGGAAUAUUGAACUGAUAAUCAAUUGGUAAUGCCUACUAUUGUAGCUGGCCUUAAAAAACUCAGAGAACGUCGAGCUCACGCCAAAGAGCUUCGAGGUCAAUCGAAUGAAUUACACAGAUGCUAUCAAGAUAUGAAAGCCGUGGAUGAUCGAUAUAACAAACCCAAGACGUAUCAUGUGGACCAAUUCACACACAUGAACGGAGAUGCAGAUAAAUUACAAAACCUGCGGGCUACGAUGCCACGGGAAAUAGAAAUAAGGCCUUCAAUCUCAAGAGAAAGGAGUGUCUUUGGAUCGGGAGCCACGGAUCGUUAGACGAAUCAUGAGAAUCUCAGUUCUCUCAUUUGCGAAGAGGUCGAGUCGAAUCUGAAAUAUUUAUGGUUGCGUCAAGGUGAUACAAAGGGCAUUUAUACAGCAUUGUCACUCCCCUGGUGUUGAAUUUGGAGUUAACAGUUAUCAUCGCAGCAAUUGGUGGCCGGAGCAGGAGGACUUUUGAUAAAACGCAGUUCAUGACUCUCU